AUGGAAAGAGAAGCAGGCCAUGAUAGGAGCACCCAGGAUGCAGAGCAACCUGCUCCAGAGUCCUUCGAUCAGAAGAGUGCGCGUCAAGAGGUUGGAAGAGUGAUCAGUACGAAUUUUGCAGUUCUACUGGUGGGGAUGAAUGACGCUGCCACAGGGGUCCUAAUCCCCUAUAUCCAACCAACGUACCAGAUCAACCUUCUCCAGGUUUCCUUCAUCUACCUGGCUAACUUCACCGGAUAUGUCUGCGCCUGCUUCUCCAACAUCCAUGUCUGUGCCCGCAUAGGAACCGGCGGUACCCUUGUCCUAGGUGCCCUCAUCCAAUGCCUUGGAUACUCAUUCAUGUUCUGGCAUCCGCCUGUCCUUCUUUUCGUGGCUGCUUUCUUCUUCACCGGGAUGGGGGUCGCCUACCAGGACGCGCAGGCUAACACCUUCACCAUCACAAUCAAUAACGCCCAUCGUUGGCUGGGUAUCCUGCACGCUGUAUACGGAACUGGCACUAUACUUGCGCCGUUGAUUGCCAACACGAUCGCUUCGCGCUCUCCUUCCUGGCAUCUGUAUUACAUGGUCACCCUGGGGCUGGGUAUCGUUAAUGUUGCCUCGUUGGCGUGGACAUUCCGACGGAGUCUGUUCAAGCCAAAUGUGUCGACUGCCAAAGACACGGCGGCAAGCGAGUUCAAGGCAGUGAUGAAAAACCGGGCAGUGUGGAUCCUGAACGGGUUCUUUUUCCUGUAUGCUGGGGUAGAGGUGGGGUUAGGUGGAUGGCUUGUUCAAUUCCUCGUAUCUGUGCGACACGGCGAUCCCAAAAAAGUGGGCUACGUUGCCUCGGGUUUCUGGACAGGAUUCACUUUGGGUCGUGUGAUUCUGGCAGAUAUUACGCACAAUCUUGGGGAGCGACGCAUGGUUUUCAUAUAUACCGCGCUGGCGGUGUUCAUGCAGCUAGUAUUCUGGUUGACCCCAAGCAUUAUUGCGAAUGCCGUGGCGGUUUGCUUGUUAGGUUUCUUCAUUGGCCCGUUCUAUCCUGUCGGGCUGUAUGUUCUCACGGAGGUGAUCCCGCAAGAGCUCCACGUUGGGGCAAUUGGCUUUACAGCCAGUCUGGGUCAAGCCGGAGCUGCUGCGUUCCCUUUUAUGACAGGAGCUAUAGCUUCGAAGGCGGGGGUUCAAGUCUUGCAGCCCAUUAUGGUUGCCUUGCUUCUUGGGAUCGGACUUCUAUGGGCUCUGGUCCCUAGAAAGCGAUCGAUCAUGCUUGAAUGA
Molecule: messenger RNA, 1251 nt
Organism: Aspergillus tanneri
Lineage: Eukaryota; Fungi; Ascomycota; Eurotiomycetes; Eurotiales; Aspergillaceae
Product: putative MFS transporter
Exons: 5
Coding region: 1-1251 (416 amino acids)
Biological process (GO): transmembrane transport
Cellular component (GO): membrane
Molecular function (GO): transmembrane transporter activity
Source: RefSeq, a predicted model, not a curated record